This is a messenger RNA of Manis pentadactyla (Chinese pangolin), 1795 nucleotides long. RefSeq names its product sirtuin 6 (gene SIRT6). The coding region runs from base 366 to 1229 and encodes 287 amino acids. The record is from RefSeq and is a predicted model, not a curated record. The transcript is spliced from 8 exons. Gene Ontology annotation, molecular function: NAD+ binding. NCBI's taxonomy places the organism in Eukaryota, Metazoa, Chordata, Mammalia, Pholidota, Manidae.
UGCCUGUGAGAGGGAGGCGGGAAGUGACGCCCCUGCGCGCCGAGGGACGAGAGCGCUCCCUGCUCGGGGUCGGCGGGGCCGGGGCAGAAGGAAGGACCCGCGUAGGGGACAUCCUGAAGUUCGGAUGGGCGAGCAGUGGACUUAGUUACAGGCGGAAGGCCCUGCAAGGGCCAAGGCAGGGAUGUGGGGAUGGACACACUUGGAGAACAGAUCAGAUCUUCGACCCCCCCGAGGAGUUAGAGCAGAAGGUGUGGGAGCUGGCACAGUUGGUCUGGCAGUCCUCCAACGUGGUGUUCCACACAGGCGCUGGCAUCAGUACUGCCUCGGGCAUCCCCGACUUCAGAGGCCCCCAUGGCGUCUGGACGAUGGAGGAGCAGGGCCUGGCCCCCAAGUUCGACACCACGUUUGAGAGUGCAUGCCCCUCGCAGACGCACAUGGCGCUGGUGCAGCUGGAGCGUGUGGGCCUCCUCCGCUUCCUGGUCAGCCAGAACGUGGACGGGCUGCACGUGCGCUCCGGCUUCCCCAGGAACAAGCUGGCAGAGCUUCAUGGAAACAUGUUUGUAGAAGAAUGUGUCAAGUGUAAGACGCAGUAUGUCCGGGACACCGUUGUGGGCAGCAUGGGCCUCAAGGCCACUGGCCGGCUCUGCACCAUGGCCAAGGCGAGGGGGCUGCGGGCCUGCAGGGGGGAGCUGAGAGACACCAUCCUGGACUGGGAGGAUGCCCUGCCCGACCGGGACCUCACUCUUGCUGAUGAGGCCAGCAGGAACGCAGACCUGUCCAUCACGCUGGGCACCUCCCUGCAAAUCCGACCCAGUGGGAACCUGCCACUGGCCACCAAGCGCCGCGGCGGCCGGCUGGUCAUCGUCAACCUUCAGCCCACCAAGCAUGACCGCCACGCCGACCUGCGCAUCCACGGCUACGUAGACGAGGUGAUGACCCGGCUCAUGAAGCACCUGGGCGUGGAGAUCCCGGCCUGGGACGGCCCCCGCGUGCUGGAGAGGGCGCUGCCACCCCUUCCCCGCCCUCCCGCCCCCAAGCAGGAGCCUAAGGCAGAGCCCCCUGCCCAACACAAUGGGCCAGCACCCGCCAGCCCCAAGCAGGAGCCCAGGGCGGAGCCGUGUGCCCAGCACAAUGGCUCCGGGCCCACCAGCCCCAAACGGGAGCGGCUGGACAGUCCUGUCUCGUACGGGCCUCCAAAAAAAGUGAAGGUGGAGGUGGGUCCCAGCUGACCAGGGGCCCUGGGGGGUGGGGCUUUUGUAGAAAUCAUAGAUCCGUUUUUUUCCUGCCGGUCUCACUUUAUUACUUGUAUCUAUUUGUCGGUCCGUGGGGGUUGCAGGAGAGACCCCAGGGCGCUGAGAGCUGGGCCCGAGGUCCUGGGCAGAUUUGCACUCCAUCAUGUCCCCCUUCAGCUCUUGGGGCCCCUCUUAGGGGCCUGGGACGGAGCACCCCACCCUGGACCCUGACCCUGGAGCUGACACCCCAGCCCCCACCUCCCCACUCAGGAUGUUCUGGGGAGGUGUGGCCAGGCCCUCUCUGGUUUCCAGGCUGAACAGGAAUGAACUUCCACUCCCUGGGCCCUUACACUCCCCUGCCCUGCCUCCCCAGAAGCGCCUAUGCAGUCCCUUCGGGGGGAAGGGAGGCCGAGCCACAUUUAAGAGCCAGACUUCAUGGGGGGACUGACAAUACAGGCCUGCACUGCCUUUGGAGCUGGAGGGAGAAAUUGGUGGGUCCACCUGGUUUCUUCCAGGCUUCCAGAAAAGUCUUCAAUGCAAUAAAAACAAAUUCUUGCAUCUGA